This is a messenger RNA of Tupaia belangeri chinensis (Chinese tree shrew), 2983 nucleotides long. It is a transcript of the gene CPT1B, whose product is annotated as carnitine palmitoyltransferase 1B. Bases 221 to 2539 code for a protein of 772 amino acids. NCBI's taxonomy places the organism in Eukaryota, Metazoa, Chordata, Mammalia, Scandentia, Tupaiidae. The record is from RefSeq and is a predicted model, not a curated record. Gene Ontology annotation, molecular function: carnitine O-palmitoyltransferase activity. The transcript is spliced from 19 exons. Gene Ontology annotation, biological process: carnitine metabolic process; fatty acid metabolic process; long-chain fatty acid transport. Gene Ontology annotation, cellular component: mitochondrion.
ACCUGCCCCCCACCCUCCUGAUCCCUACGGAGAGGGGAGAGGGUUCUGGUCCUCCCCCCCCACACACACACAUCUCCACCCCAAUUUUGGAGUUGGUGUCAAGUUGCUCGUGAGGGCGGGGCAGGGGGCGGAUAGGCCCGAAGGACGUGGGGACACAGGCCAGAGUGGCCUGUUCCCCACACACAGGAGUGAACCGAAGGCGUGACGACCAACCCCCAGGAUGGCGGAAGCGCACCAGGCUGUGGCCUUCCAGUUCACGGUGACCCCAGAUGGGGUCGACUUCCGGCUCAGUCGGGAGGCCCUGAAACACAUCUACCUGUCUGGAAUCAACUCCUGGAAGAAACGCCUGAUUCGCAUCAAGAAUGGCAUCCUCAGGGGUGUUUACCCUGGCAGCCCCACCAGCUGGCUGGUCGUUGUCAUGGCAACAGUAGGUUCCUCCUACUGCAACGUGGACAUCUCCGUGGGGUUAGUCAGUUGUAUCCAGAGAUGCCUCCCUGAGAGGUGUGGCCCCUACCAGACCCCGCAGACUCGGGAACUUCUCAGCAUGGCCAUCUUCUCCACGGGGGUCUGGGUGACAGGCAUCUUCUUCUUCCGCCAAACCCUGAAGCUGCUUCUUUCCUACCACGGGUGGAUGUUUGAGAUGCACGGCCAGACAAGUCACUUCACUAGGAUCUGGGCUAUCUGUGUUCGCCUUCUGUCCAGCCGGCGACCCAUGCUCUAUAGCUUCCAGACAUCUCUUCCCAAGCUUCCUGUGCCCAGUGUGCCAGCUACAAUCCAGCGGUACCUGGAAUCUGUGCAGCCCUUGUUGGAUGAUGAGGAGUAUUACCGCAUGGAGGCACUGGCCAAAGAAUUCCAGGACAAGACUGCUCCCAGGCUGCAGAAAUACCUGAUACUCAAGUCGUGGUGGGCAACUAACUAUGUGAGUGACUGGUGGGAAGAAUACAUCUACCUUCGUGGCAGGAGCCCUCUCAUGGUGAACAGCAACUAUUACGUCAUGGACCUUGUGCUUGUGAAGAGCACAAACGUGCAGGCCGCCCGCCUAGGAAACGUAGUCCAUGCCAUGAUCAUGUAUCGCCGUAAGCUGGACCGUGAAGAGAUCAAGCCCGUGAUGGCACUGGGCAUGGUGCCCAUGUGCUCCUACCAGAUGGAGAGGAUGUUCAACACCACUCGGAUCCCGGGCAAAGAGACAGACACACUGCAGCACCUUUCGGACAGCCGGCACAUCGCUGUCUACCACAAGGGCCGCUUCUUCAAGGUGUGGCUCUACGAGGGCUCCCGUCUGCUCAAGCCUCGCGACCUGGAGUUGCAGUUCCAGAGGAUCCUGGACGACCCCUCCCUGCCUCAGCCUGGGGAGGAGAGGCUGGCAGCCCUUACUGCAGGGGGAAGGGUGGAGUGGGCGCAGGCACGCCAGGCCUUUUUCAGCUCUGGCAAGAACAAGGCUGCUCUGGAGGCCAUUGAGCGUGCCGCUUUCUUCGUGGCUCUGGAUGAGGAGUCCCACUGCUACGACCCCGAAGAUGAAGCCAGCCUCAGCCUCUACGGCAAGGCCCUGCUGCAUGGCAACUGCUACAACAGGUGGUUCGACAAGUCUUUCACUCUCAUUUCUUUCAAGAAUGGUCAGUUGGGCCUCAACACAGAACAUGCAUGGGCCGAUGCGCCCAUCAUCGGACACCUCUGGGAGUUUGUCCUGGGUACUGACAGUUUCCACCUGGGCUACACAGACAGCGGGCACUGCCUGGGACAACCAAACCCUGAGCUGGCUCCUCCUCUGCGGCUACAGUGGGAUCUUCCUGCACAGUGCCAGGCAGCCAUCGAGAGUUCCUACCGGGUGGCCAAGGCACUGGCAGAUGACGUGGAGCUCUACUGCUUCCAGUUCCUGCCCUUUGGCAAAGGCCUCAUCAAGAAAUGCAGAACCAGCCCUGAUGCCUUCGUGCAAAUCGCGCUGCAGCUAGCUCACUUCCGGGACAGGGGCAAGUUCUGUCUGACCUAUGAGGCCUCGAUGACCAGAAUGUUCCGUGAGGGACGGACCGAGACUGUGCGUUCCUGUACCAAUGAGUCCACAGCCUUUGUUCAGGCCAUGAUGGAGGGGUCCCGUAUGAAAGCAGACCUCCAGGACCUCUUCCGGAAAGCUUCUCAGAAGCACCAAAACAUGUACCGCCUGGCCAUGACAGGGGCGGGGAUUGACAGGCACCUCUUCUGUCUUUAUCUGGUCUCCAAAUACCUAGGGGUCAGCUCCCCUUUCCUGGCUGAGGUACUUUCAGAACCCUGGCGCCUCUCCACCAGCCAGAUCCCUCAAUCCCAGAUCCGCAUGUUUGACCCAGACCAGUAUCCCAAUCAUCUGGGCGCUGGAGGUGGCUUUGGCCCUGUGGCGGAUGAUGGCUAUGGGGUCUCCUACAUGAUUGCAGGCGAGAACACCAUCUUCUUCCACGUCUCUAGCAAGUUCUCAAGCUCAGAGACAAAUGCCCAGCGCUUUGGGAAUCACAUCCACCAAGCUCUGCUGGACAUCGCUGAUCUAUUCCAAGUUCCCAAGGCUGAGAGUUGAGGGCUGAAGAGAUGCCAGCUGCCCUUUCAUCCCCACGUGCAGAAGGGGCCUGUGGCCAGCACACAGGCAUGAGGGGUGGCCGUGCACAGGUGCACAGGCUCCAAGGACAGCUAUGGCAGCAAGGGUUCCUUGGGCAGAUGCUGCUCCCUGAGGGCCCAGGUGGUAGAGGUGGGGCUGAAGCAGGCAGGAAGUGCUUUAUUUCUUGGUAGACAUUAAUAAAAAUAAGGAUGUGUAAUUCUCUCAGCCCUUAGGUACCUAUGUUUUGUUUGGGAAUUAGGAGGCCCUCUCCUUGUGAACUCAGGUCAGAAGGUGGCCAGGAAAGGGCAGGGUUGUGAGAGACCGGUGAUCUGUUUAGAAUGUGUGUUUCCACUUAGUGAUGCAGGUUCUGUGGUUGUGGUCCACACCCAUAUGUACACUUGGAAUAAAUUCUUGCUUCAGAAACUU